GGUACUACUAGCUUUGUCUGUUCCCAACUUUCAACUCUCUCUUCUCUCUCUCUCUCUGCAAUUAUUUUUCCCGUCUCCAAAGAUCAACCCUUUAAAAAUCAGUUCCUUCUCCACAGUACAAAACCCAACCCCAAGAUGCGCCUCUGUCUCCGUCUCUUCCAUCUUCUUCAAGCUUCCCUUCUUUCCUUCUCCUCUUGCCCAUCUUCUUUAUGAACUAAUGCUUACAAGAGAUUUUGUAGAUUGGUGCUCUUCUCCAAAAUGGACUUUGGGGUAGUGGGCUUGGAUAGUUUUGUGGAUUCUAGCGAUGCCCCUUCUCCUCACCCUGCUGCAGACCCUGAAACUAAGCUAAAAAAUCUUGGAUCUGUUUUCUCUAAGCAGGAUAGAUCUGGGUUUGUCGACGAUGACUGGAGGAACUCCAAGAUUCCCAAAACCGAAGCUGUCUCAGCUUCAAAGACAAUGCCGCUACAUCAAGGCUUCCCUUUACUGAGAUCUAAUACUUUGCUCUCCAGUGAUGGGCGCCAGAAGGAGCACAUGCUCAGCUUCUCUUCAGUCAAAUCUGAGACUUCCUUGCCAUCUAAAGACUCUGACCUGGUUCCAAGAAAUGCCCAAGCCUCCAUUUUCCAUUACCAUCAACAGAAACCUUCAGUCUACUCCAGAAAUACUGGAUGUGUUUCUGGAAGCUAUAGUGGUAGCAUGCAUGGGCCUGUAGCUGGGAUCAGAGGACCAUUUACACCAUCUCAAUGGAUCGAGCUUGAACAUCAGGCAUUGAUCUUCAAAUACCUCUCUUCAAAUGUGCCUGUACCUUCUAAUUUGCUCAUUCCCCUCAAGAAAUCGCUCUAUCCCUAUGGCUUGACUAGCUCUUCUGCUGGAUCCUUGCCUCCAAAUACAAGGUGGGGUUCUUUCCAUUUGGGUUUCUCCGGCAACACUGAUCCUGAGCCGGGAAGGUGUCGUCGAACCGAUGGAAAGAAAUGGCGGUGCUCUAGAGAUGCCGUUGCCGAUCAGAAGUAUUGUGAAAGGCACAUAAAUAGGGGCCGCCAUCGUUCAAGAAAGCCUGUGGAAGGCCAGACUGGCCACUCCGCCCCUGGGACCACUAAUCCAACAGCCAUGGUGGCGACGAUGACGUUGUCACCGGUGAUGCCCAGCGGCGGUGCAUCCAACAACCACCCUAUCAUUCAACACCAGCUCAAGAGCUUGCAUCCUGGUGCUGCUUCCAAUCCAGCCGACGCCCCCGUCAAUAGGUUGAUAAACAAAGAGACUGUGUGUAGCAGAGUCCAAGAGCCUGGGGGCCUCUCAAGGAUGUCUUCCACCGUCAACCUCAUAUCAUCUAAUGAUAAGUCUGGUGUAAAACAGGAGAUUUCAUUAGGAGAAUCCACUCAAUCUGAAUUUGGACUUGUUUCCACUGAUUCCCUCCUGAAUCCUUCUCAGAGGGGCUCUUAUGCCAAUCCCAAAAACUAUGACUCCUUCCUAAUCUUCAAUGACCAGGAAACCCAAGACCAAGACCAACAUCCACUUCGACAGUUCUUCGAAGACUGGCCCAAGGACCAGUCGAGUCGUUCGGUCAUGACUUGGCCUGAAGAAUUUAAGUCAGAUUGGACACAGCUCUCCAUGUCAAUACCAAUGUCUGAUUUCUCCUCAUCGUCAUCCUCACCGACGCAUGAGAAGCUGGCUCAAUCCCCACUCAGGCUGUCUAGGGAGCUUGAGCCAAUCCAGAUGAAUUUGGGGGUAAGCAGGAACGAUGGAGAGCUAGUUCAAAAGCAAAGUAACCAGAUAGCAAUGUCUUGGGGAAGUUCAAUGGGGGGUCCUUUGGGAGAGGCAUUGACCAAUGGCAGUAGCUGUGUGAAGGCAAGCAAAGUGCCACCAUCACUAAACCUCCUGGGCGAAGGAUGGGAUGGCAGUCAGCUGGGAUCGUCGCCUACUGGCGUGUUGCAGAAGGCGACAUUUUGCUCCCUUUCGAAUAGCAGUUGAGAAGAAGCAGCAGCUCGAAGGGGGACGAGCAGGCUGAGAAGAAGAAGAAGAAAGCCAAUGUUGCUGCUGGUUCAUCAAGCUCCUUUCUUCCUUUUCUGUGGUCAGGAGCUCUCAUCAGUAUUCAUGAAGAAGGAAUGGAAACAAAAAAACGACGAAGAGAGAAAAAAUGGGGGAAGUCUGGUGGAAUAUGUGAUUGAUUCAGAAGUUGGGACCUUUUUUAAUUUGUUCCAUUUUCCAGCUCAGUGUAAUCUUUUUUUUUUUUUUCUUUUCUCCAACUUAUUUGUUUGUUUGUUUGGUUUUCAAAAAGUAUUGACUUGGAGUUGAUUAUAAUUCGAACAGGGGGCAUUCACUAUUUUUUCUUCCCCUUGAUGUGGAUUUGUUGUUAAUCUACAGUUUUGUGAAUUCGAAUGAAAAUUCCCAAUCCAUAUCAAGUA
Molecule: messenger RNA, 2399 nt
Organism: Momordica charantia (bitter melon)
Lineage: Eukaryota; Viridiplantae; Streptophyta; Magnoliopsida; Cucurbitales; Cucurbitaceae
Product: growth-regulating factor 1
Biological process (GO): developmental process; DNA-templated transcription; regulation of DNA-templated transcription
Cellular component (GO): nucleus
Molecular function (GO): ATP binding
Source: RefSeq, a predicted model, not a curated record